GUGAAGGCAUUAUAUUUUUGUCUCCGUGUUCUUUUUAUACUCAAAAUAAGAUUGUUGAAGAGCAAUGGCUGAUGUUAUGGAAACUUGGUGCAGGCUUUGCCAUAAAAAUAUAACCGAUGAAAGUUUUGAAGUGAUAGACAACAGUACUAGGGACAUUCUAGAUGUUCUUUUGCUGAAAUUGGAAUUUGAUAACGAGAAAAAAGAGGUUAUAUGUAACGCUUGUAGAAGAAAGUUAAAUGCGGCGUUAGACUUUAGGUCAACAUGUCUGAAUACCGAUAAGACAAUUAUUCCUUAUGUCGAUGGCAAGAAAAUGUUACAGCUCGACUUAAGAGAAGUGUACAUGCAGGAAAAGAAAAGUGAAUUAAAUUGCAGUCAGAAAAUAUGUCGAUUGUGUAUGCACCCAGUAGAAAGUGAGUUUAGGUGCAUACGUGAAGUGCAACUUGAAGCUAUUCAGAAAUUGGCUCCCGAAAUGGAUAUAAAUAUCAUCAAAGAUCCUGUUGUGUGUAAGCAAUGCUUGUAUUCUCUGUGUACUCACAAUAGUUUCCUAAAUGACUGCUCAAAGGUAGAAGAAAGAAAAAGUAUUUUUGGUAGUUCAGCCACAGGAAGUCAAAUAGAUACGUCUCCACUUGAUUUAUUGGUUAAAACUGAAAACCUGGACAAGGAAUUUGAUAUUAACGAGAUGGAAAUGUCGAUCAAACCUGAAUAUGUGGACAUAAAAUCGGAAGAUGAGGAAAGGAGCAACAAGCCACUGCCCGAUAUUGUACCAUUCGAAGAGAGUGACUGUAAAUAUGAAGAAGAGGAUGGAUGUAAACGUGAGAGUGGAUCAGAAGUGAAAACCAAGCAGAAGCACAAAGUAUUGUACAAAUGUGAUAAUUGCAUUUACGAAACUGAAAGUGUGAUUUGUUUUACGGCACACUGUGCGAGACACGAGAACGAUUCGGAAGCAUAUAAAUGUGAAUCGUGUGAAUAUAACACUAAAAAUAAGACAUUACUUCAGAGGCACCUGUUGAGGCAUAAAGAUCCAUCGCAGGUUCAAAUGUACAAGUGUGAAGACUGCGAUUACGAAAGUAAAUACAAAGGAUAUAUCAAACGGCACCAACUGAGGCAUAAAGAUCCACAGGUUCAAAUGUACAAGUGUAACGACUGCGAUUACGAAACGAAACACAAGCAUGUUGUCAAAAUACAUCAACUGACACAUAAAAACCCUUCACAGCUUCAAAUGUACAAGUGUAACCAUUGCGAUUUUAAAACUAAAUACAACAAAGACGCCAAACGACACCAACUGAUACAUAAAGACCCUUCACAGAUUCAAAUGUACAAGUGUAACAGCUGCACGUAUGAAACUAAACACAAGAGAAAUAUGAAACGUCACGAACUGAAGCAUAAAGAUCCUUCGCAGGUUCAAAUGUACAGGUGUAAAGACUGCGAUUACGAAACUAAAUACAAGGGUUAUAUCAAACAGCACCAACUGAAGCAUAAAGAUCCCCAGCAAGUUUGGAUAUUCAGCUGUAACGAUUGCGAUUACCAAACUGAAUACAAUAAGAAUACUGUCAAAAAUACGAAUGCACAAGCAAGCGUAAGGAGUCUUCACGGAGACCCCAAUUGAUACACAAAAUAAGUUCACAAGUGUGAAUUACCACCCCUCCUCCGUUGUGCAAAAUAUUGUUAGAAAUUGAGGAAUUUAAGAGCGACCAAGUGUGGAUAUGACAAAAUUCAUAAAUAUCUGAAUACAAAGAAAAUGUAGCGCCUGUCUUGAAAUAUGUCGAUUGAAAUACGAAAAGCUGACCGAAAUGGAAGCUAACAAGCGAUUUUGGAUUAGCUUUUGUUGAAUUUGCUAAUACGUAGUUAUGUCCACACUUUCCGGUUUCUCGCAAUGUAACAGUCUGCUAAUUGACAAACAGUUCAUAACUUCGACAAGUUAUAUGUUAAAUGUGUAUUUUAAAUUUAAACAGGGAUAUUGUCAACUGUGUAAAGCAUGUAAU
Messenger RNA from Anoplophora glabripennis (Asian longhorned beetle), 1982 nucleotides. RefSeq names its product zinc finger protein 624-like. Gene Ontology annotation, cellular component: nucleus. The record is from RefSeq and is a predicted model, not a curated record. Gene Ontology annotation, biological process: regulation of transcription by RNA polymerase II. Bases 65 to 1606 code for a protein of 513 amino acids. NCBI's taxonomy places the organism in Eukaryota, Metazoa, Arthropoda, Insecta, Coleoptera, Cerambycidae. Gene Ontology annotation, molecular function: zinc ion binding; RNA polymerase II transcription regulatory region sequence-specific DNA binding; DNA-binding transcription factor activity, RNA polymerase II-specific. The transcript has 4 exons.